Cyclopterus lumpus (lumpfish) is the source of this 3684-nucleotide messenger RNA. RefSeq names its product RAB6B, member RAS oncogene family a (gene rab6ba). The transcript is spliced from 8 exons. Bases 218 to 844 code for a protein of 208 amino acids. NCBI's taxonomy places the organism in Eukaryota, Metazoa, Chordata, Actinopteri, Perciformes, Cyclopteridae. Gene Ontology annotation, molecular function: GTPase activity; GTP binding. The record is from RefSeq and is a predicted model, not a curated record.
GGAGGGGGGAAAGAAAGAAAAAACCCUCACGGACCCGUGCAGCAGCAGCAGUGUGUUCCCAUCACGAGAGCCGAGCAGAGAGCGAGCGAGCGGGGCUGAACUUAACACAACACCACCGCCUUCUCCACCCAACCAACGCCGCACGCGACAGGGGACACACGGGUCCACGCAGGCUGUCCUCCGCUGUCCAGAGUCCCCCCGUUUCCUCCUCCUCAAAAUGUCUGUUGGCAGUGACUUUGGAAACCCUCUAAGAAAAUUCAAACUCGUCUUUCUCGGGGAGCAAAGUGUUGGAAAGACGUCCCUGAUCACCAGGUUCAUGUAUGACAGCUUUGACAACACGUAUCAGGCCACAAUUGGAAUUGACUUCCUGUCGAAAACCAUGUACUUGGAGGAUCGAACGGUGAGGUUGCAGCUCUGGGACACAGCGGGACAGGAGCGCUUCCGGAGCCUCAUCCCCAGUUACAUCCGGGACUCCACUGUGGCUGUGGUGGUGUACGACAUUACAAACGUGAAUUCAUUCCACCAGACGUCAAAAUGGAUCGAGGACGUGAGAACAGAGAGAGGAAGUGAUGUCAUCAUCAUGCUCGUCGGCAACAAAACAGACCUGGCGGAUAAGAGGCAAAUCACAAUUGAGGAAGGCGAACAGAGGGCCAAAGAGCUGAGCGUCAUGUUCAUAGAGACCAGCGCCAAGACGGGCUACAACGUCAAGCAGCUGUUUCGACGUGUGGCCGCUGCUCUUCCGGGAAUGGAAAGUAUGCAAGAAACGAGCAAAGAAGGGAUGAUCGACAUCAAGUUGGACAAACCGCAGGAGCCCCAGACUACCGAAGGCGGGUGCUCCUGUUAAUGCUCGGCACCUUCGUGGAACAAAAAACAAAACAUCAUUCACGCCACAUGCUUGUUAUGUUGCUUCCUAUUGGUUAACCUGCAGUUGACUUUGCACGUUGAGAAUCUGGCCUCCUCACCUGACUAUUGGUCAUCGGUUGGAACUAGCAAUAUGUGAAUUUGGUUCUAAAAGUAGUGUAGCCUACUUUGUUAAUGAAACUGCCAAAAAGUCUUACAACUUGCGAAAAAACAAAAAGAUGAAAAAAAGAAGAACCCCAACUUACAUAUGUGGAUACAAGUUUUUUUUUUUAAGUAGAAAAGGAAGUUUCCCCAGUUUCUUUUUUGUAUUUUUGUAUAUUCAGGGAAAGGUUGUUUUUUUAAAGAUGCAAACAACUCGGCUCUGUAUUUGAUGGUUUGAUAAGAGCAGAUGGUUUUAGACAUUAUUCUAUGGAUCCCACUCUUGUUAGAGGCAAAAAUGGAGGUCCUCCCCACAUUAUUACCCAAAUGUUAGUCACGAGAAACCUUUAUCGAUCCCCUGACGUAGCCAUUCAUACCUACACUUAGCCAUCUCAAGGCAUAUCACUGAGACGCAACCAGUUUAAACCUGGAGGGUUCCAAAUAUCUUCUAUAUUCAUAGCAUUAAUAUAGCAGCAAACAACUAUUAUCUGGAGGAAUUCUCAUGCGGCGCUGACGUAGCAGAAGGGCAGCAGCCAACCGCCACAAAGACAAAUCACAGUUUGAUCCUGUUAUGAAUCGUGCCCUGAAAUGCACACAUGAUGUUUGUCAAUUUAAAAAAUAGUCUUGCACGUCAACAAGUGACAGUUUGUUGUAGUACUAUUGAUUUCUGUGUAAAAGCGGCCAAUAGGUCACUAACACCAACACGGCCGUUACUUUGGCUAGCUAGUUAGCUUGCUAAUUAGUUAGCUAGCUUGCUAGCUAGCGUGGCUGUGUGCUGAACCGAUGUAACGUUCUUUUACUCGCCGGUAAAGGGAAAGAAAAGAGCGAGACCUGUUUGUUGGUGGAGUUCGAAACACAGGCGUCGUAGCUUCAAGCGAGAGACUUUACGAACGCCACGUUUGUUCUCUCUAAUUACGUCUUAUACCUCAACAUUUUUACGGCAAAAUGAGACUUUCCUGAUGUGAAAUAUUUUCUUUUAAACUGACAAACAUCGCGUGUGCAAUUCAUGUCAAAACAGGAUAUUAAAAAAAAGAUUUGUCUCAUUGACUACGAUAAGUAUUAUUCCUAAAUAAGGUCCCAUGGAGGUCCACCGGAAAGGGGCGGGACUUCCCCUCUCUGUAGAGAACCUUUAAGCCUAAAAAGCCUCAGGUUUGGAGAGCCAAUCACAGCUCUCCUGCCAAUAACCGUGGUGGGAUCCAUAAUUCUGCGCUCCGGUCAUUCAACAGCAACCGAACUGCAUCAUCUUGAGUAUCUAAUGCAUGCCUCGUUUUUUGAGCAUAGGUACUGUCUACCAGUGUGCACAAGUUUGAAUAUGUAAACGGUAACAUUGCACCAGUGACUUACCGCACUCUGAUAAUGACUGUCUUUUUGUUUAUGGGAACUGUCGAACUGGAUUUGUAUACUUGACUUCAGAAUAUCUCUUUGUUGUGUGUGUGUGUGUGUAAAUGUGUGCUUUUUGUAUAGGCAACGCUACAAUGCAGUCACGUAGAGGGCCACUGCCAAUUCGUUACAUUCUCGCCACAUUACGGCACCACGUAGGUCACCAUUUGUUUGCGGCGUGUCAUAGAUCCCCCCCACCCCACCACCACCACAGCAAUGUGACAUCUGCCGUUGCAUCGUGUGAUAUCUUGGUAGUUGUGAUUACUGUAGUCUGCACAUGCGCUUUAGGGGAGUGAUGGAGGAUCGAAGGCCUCGUCCGGUGUCACAGAGGAACAUGAACACAGAGUCCCCCCUGUGCUGGUCUGUAGACUCAAUGAUGGUUCUGGUAUCAACCCGGACCGCUAACGUUUUUAGAAACUGCUUCUUGUCCUGGUAGAAGACUAAUUUUCACUCGUAGACCUUUUUCAGGUUCAUAUGAAGUUCUGAAACGCUUCAUUGUCAAUGUCACUUGAAUCCAGACCUGUCCGGUUGUCUCCCACUGAGGGGAGGUUUUCUUUGCUGCUGGUGUUUAAACUGACUACUGACGUUGGAAUUAUGCAAUGUUGUUUUAAUUUAAUUUAAUUACUCUUUUUUUUUUUUUAGAGCCAGGUAUCAUAACAUCCACUCGUGGGGAAGUCAGCCAGUGUUGUGAACACCACUUUGAUCCGUCUCUGAAGUGAAACCUUAAUGCACUUUUUGAAGAACAUGUUUUAGAAUUAGUGACACUGUAAGUCUUAGAAAACAUGGUAUAAAAAAACGCUUGGAGUACUGUGACUUAGAGUAGACUCGAACGUUCAUGGAUUGUUCACACGUGUCCAAAAAGGGGAGCACUCCUGUGAGAACUAGUGAGCCUUUUUAACCCUUGGAAUGAGCCAAAUAAUAACACUGAGCGAGAGAGAGCGAGUCGCAUGGAGCCUCAAAGGGAGAUAUUGGCUGGAAAGCCCUCUUAUGGGUUUGGGAGGGACAAAGACGGGUUGCCUUUCAAGCUCUAAUCCCUCGGACUGAAAGAAAAAGUCAUAAUGUAUCGACCCUCUGUGUUGCUGCCUAUUUAUUUUCACCAAACAGGAAUGUACUGCUCUCAUUACCGACCACACAGCCUUGUAACGAGAGCACUUUUUGAGAAAUUACUAUUUAUUUUUAAACGAGGACAAAUGGAUAAUCAGUUUCUGUAGACGUUUCCUUUGUAUUUAUUCCCCUUACAUGUUAAAGUAGAGUCCCAUUUAGAGGCCCAUUUUAGCGUUCCCUGGAAAUGGACCAGCCAAUGUC